Molecule: messenger RNA, 1664 nt
Organism: Cajanus cajan (pigeon pea)
Lineage: Eukaryota; Viridiplantae; Streptophyta; Magnoliopsida; Fabales; Fabaceae
Gene: FAD5
Product: fatty acid desaturase 5
Biological process (GO): very long-chain fatty acid biosynthetic process
Cellular component (GO): endoplasmic reticulum membrane
Molecular function (GO): palmitoyl-[glycerolipid] 7-desaturase activity
Source: RefSeq, a predicted model, not a curated record
AUCUUGGCAAUGAAAUUAUCUGGUAUGAGGGGAAUCUCUGCCACCAAUGUGAUUCAUAAGCCAAACACCCCCUUAUCCUUUCACACCCAUUCUCAGUUUCUCAUUUCCACAAUUCCACUUACUUUAACUUCACCCAUUGUCCCAACUCCCAACCACAAGUGGUUUGUUUAGUUGGUCACUUGCACAUCACGAUCAACCUCACCACUUAUAAACCCAAAAUCCCUCCAACAACUCAACACAACCAACCAUUCCUAUUUCAUGGCUCUCAUCACCUCCCAACCCAAAAACCUCAUUCUCCACCGCCCAAUUCCACGGUUGGCCACCACCGUUCUUGGCCUUGGGUCCUUCUCUCACAAUGUCUUGCCCAUUAAAAAUUCAAACUUUGACCCAAAGACAAGCAAAAUUUCCCUUAAAAACCACCCCUUUACCUAUAAUUUGGCAGUGAUGGCCAAAGCCCAACCCAAUGCUGCAUUUGGAGAAGGCUUUGAGGCAGAAAAAGGGGAAUCGAAACACAGAAAGAUUUUGUUGUCUGAGGUUGAGGUGAAGAGAGAGAGGAGAGUUUUCUUUGGGAGGAAAUGGAACACUUUGGGUGUUGUCACUGCUGGAAUUGUAUUAGCCAUGCAUGUUCUUUCUCUCUUUGCUCCAUUUCAUUUCAAUUGGCCUGCUUUUUGUGUGGCUCUGGCUCUCUAUGUUGUCACUGGCCUUUUUGGCAUCACUCUUUCUUUCCAUAGGAACCUUUCUCAUAGGAGUUUCAAGCUUCCCAAAUGGCUUGAAUAUUUAUUUGCCUAUUGUGGAGUUCUGGCUCUUCAGGGGAACCCAAUUGAUUGGGUGAGCACACAUAGGUACCAUCACCAGUUUUGUGAUUCUGAGAGAGACCCUCAUAGCCCCACUGAAGGAUUCUGGUUCAGCCAUAUGGGUUGGCUCUUUGAUACCAAUUCUGUCAUAGAAAGGUGUGGAGAGCCAAAUAAUGUUGGUGAUUUAGAGAAACAAUCCUUCUAUAGGUUUCUCAGAAGCACUUAUAUUGUCCACCCUUUUGCUUUGGGAGCCCUUCUAUAUGCCACAGGAGGAUUUCCUUUUAUUGUUUGGGGAAUGGGAGUGAGGAUUGUUUGGGUUUAUCACAUAACAUGGUUUGUAAAUUCAGCUUGCCAUGUGUGGGGGAACCAGGCUUGGAACACCAAGGACUUGUCCAGAAAUAAUUGGUGGGUGGCGUUGCUUGCAUUUGGUGAGGGUUGGCACAAUAACCACCAUGCUUUUGAGUUCUCAGCUAGACAUGGACUAGAGUGGUGGCAACUAGACAUGACUUGGUACGUUGUCAGAUUUCUCCAAGCCAUUGGGUUGGCCACUGAUGUCAAGUUACCCACAGAAACUCAGAAGCAGAGAAUGGCAUUGAAUAGUGACAUAAUAGCCACAUGAAACAAUUUUUUAAUCAUGGCCAAGGAUAAAAAAAUGUUAAAAAUAGUAAUAAUAAUAAUAAUAACAACAAAAUGAAAGAAAGGGAUUUGAGAGGUACUUGUUGUGGCACAAGGUUUUGGUAGGAAAUUGUUCUUUUGGGUCUUGCUUUCAGCCAUCAUGGAUCAUGAAUGCUGGAUUUGACCAUGUAUAUGCGACUAUAACAUUAUAACUAAUAUUACUAUUGAUUAACACAGAAGAAUAUUUAAUUAUUA